GUCAAAACGUUCUGGCAAACGUACUGGAACCCCAGCAUCGGCAACUUCUCGACCCGCGUGCCAUGCAAAGAGUCGCGCGAGGGCCGGUUCACGUGCUGGACCAUGGGCGUCGUGCUCCACGCCGUGGCGGAGUGCUGCGCUGCGUACAAGGAUCUGACGCUGCCGAUCGUCGCGCCCACGGUGUCUGCGUUGACGUGCUUCCGCAACCCCAAGUACGGCGCGUACUCGGUGAUGUACCACGGUGCACAAAACUCGGGAGACGACGAUAUCAACUACGACGACUGCGCCCACCUGCUGCGUGGCAUGAUUGCUCUGUACGAGGCCACGGGCAACCAGGAGUAUCUGGACCUAUCACGCGAGCUGGUGCGGUUUCUGAUGACCGGCGUGGUCGAGCACCAGAAGUUUCACGUGCCGGGGCUGAAGUGGCACAUCUCGCGCAAGUACAUGGCCACCAUCUCGAACUGCGUGGCUGCGACGGGCGCCAUGCGCAUGAUCAAAUACUCAUCGCCAGAGGAGCAGAAACAGCUGUACGACUUUGCGAAGCUGUGCAUCAACUUCAUUGAGCAGAUCCUCUGGGACAAGUCGGACAAUGUCGUGAUGGACGGCGUGGCGUACGACUCGGACGUGAUCGACAAAACAAAGUGGUCUUACAACACGGGCAACACGCUCUCGGCGAUCUGCAUGCUGUACCAGUACGAUAGAGACCCGCAAUGGGUGGACAAGGCCCGCAAACUCGCGGAGGCCGCCACCGACCGUGGCCGCACGCUGUUCGACAGAGACUACGACGACUGGAACAAACGGUUCUGGCACGGGCCUUCCUACUUCAUCCAGCUGCUUGUCGAGGGCCUUGUCGACUACCUGGUGACCUUUGGGAAGGACGCCCCGGAAAGCACGCGCCGCUGCUGCGAGAACGAGAUUCUGCGCCAUGUGUCGUACUUCAGAAAAUACAUGUACGACCCGAGCGACGGGCUGUAUUUCUGCUCGUUCGACAUCUACCGGCUGGACGACCGCACGUACGAGCGGUAUCGCUCGGAAUUUGGCGGACACAAGACGUUCCAGCCCAAUGAGGACGACCGCGUGCAGACUGGCGGAGACGUCAGAAAACGGCCUGUGUGCAAGAGCCUCAUGGCCUCCGCCGCUGCCGCGCGCAUCUUCUUCCAGGCGGCUCGUAUUUUCCCGAAAAUGGACCCCGUGCCUGUAUAGCAAUGGAGCAACACCACGUCGGCGUUGCUGCUGUCUCCGUCUUCCUGUGUACGGGUGUGCGGAGUCAGCCAGUUCCCCCGUGCAUGAAAAAAAGUCGGGGUACAUAAUUAUUUUUUCUACUAUUUGGUUAUGUUCCCCAAAGAUCCUCUUCUCCCGCCAGAGCCCCGGCGCCGCGUCAAGACGGGCUGUCUGACGUGCCGCCGCAAACAUAAAAAAUGCGACGAGGCGAAGCCUGUGUGCGGCUUCUGCACGCGCCGCCGCUUUGAGUGCGUAUGGCCGUCGCGCGCAAGCACCUUCCAUCUGAUGGUCCCUGGCGACGAGCGGCCGACAAAGGUGCCUGCCACUCCAGACCUCCAGCCGAUCGAGGCCGCCAAGCCGGUAGCCAAGCCGGCGGCCAGCAGCAGCUUCUGCGACCUCAAGUCGCUGUUGAACGAGGUGAAGCCGGUCGCGGUGCCCAUCACGCCCUCAUCGGACGAGAGCGUGCGGGAUCGGCCCUGGGCGUUUGAACGCAACGACGUGUCGGGCGUGAGCCCUGACUACGCGAACCUGCGCGAGACCUUGCGCGACUACAUGUUUCUCAACGCCAUGACCACGAGCCCGUCCACGCCGGCCAUUUUGUCGGGCAACAUCUUUGAAAACGACCUGUCUCUCGACGACCAGCUGCUCAACCUCACAAAGGGAAUCAACGCGUUUCACGAUGGGCUGGAGUUCGGCCAUGGCCCCGCUGACCACGAUAUCCUUUCGCCGGAGGAGAACCUGCUGCUGCUGACGCGCUACGUCAACGACAUCGGUCCCUGGCUCGACAUGUUCGACCACAGGAGCUGUUUCACCGCGCUGCUCUCGAAAACGGCCAAGGACGACCCGCUUAUGUGUGCGAUUCUGACUAUUUCCAGCCGUCAGCGCGACAAGCUCCAGCACGACAGGCCGGUCUCGGAAACCACGUACCGGCUGUACGAGCGGUCGCUCACAUACCUAAUUCCGAAAGUGAAAAAAGUGCCCGACACCAGCGUGAUGGCCUCGUGCGUGAUACUGUGCUGCUUCGAGAUGAUGUCGUCGGAUCCGAGCGAAACGUGGACGAAGCAUCUAAAAGGCUGCGCCGCGCUGUUCAGAGUGGCAGACUUGCACGGAUUUUCCGGGGGGCUGCGGCAGGCGGUGUUCUGGUGUUUUAUUCGCAUGGACGUGAUGCAUGCCAUCUCGCACAAGACCGCGACGCUGAUCCCGUGCGAGAACUGGCUGCCGCGCAACUGCACGGUGCAGCACGCGCGCGCGCUGUUUCUGGACUCCAAGUUCGACGGCAACGAGUCGCGCGACAUGUACGCCAACUACAUGGUCUUCUUGCUUGCCCGCGUUUGUCGGCUCGUUUACUCGGGCAACCUCAAGCAGGACGAGUUCGAGUCCGAGUGGAUCGAGCUGUACACGGAGCUCGAUCGCUGGUGGCAGGACCGCCCUUCUGAGAUGCAUCCUGUCGUGAGCGUGUUUAAGGACGGCACGCCGUUCCCGAGCAUCCUGUUCUGCGUGGCCCCGGCCAUCUCGGGCACGCAGAUGUUCCACACCGCCAUGAUUUUGCUUAUGAAGUACAAAACGCGCAUUGUGCGUCCGCUGCCCACGCUCGCCGUGGACCCCGUCAUGCGCAAGAGCCUCAUCUGGCACGCCAAGUGCGUUGUCGGCAUCAGUCUGUCCAACUCGGACCACGGCUGUCUCAACAACGCGCUGCAACCACUCUGGGUGGCGGGCAAGCUCAUGAGCAGCAAGGAGGAGCAGCACAUCAUCGUCCAGCUGCUGCGCGACAUUGAAAAUACCACUGGCUGGUCUACCAGCUGGCGCAUCCGCGACCUACAAGAACAUUGGAGUAACUAGCACCAAUUACUUUCAGCUAUUUAGUUCAAAUCCUCAAAAUACCAUAAUUUUUCUGGUGUUGCCGAACGGAAGUACUUCUCCACCCGGUCUGCCACGCGGUGUGGCGAGAACCCAAAGUACUCGUACGCAGCAUGGCCGGGCAGUGACUUGCCAAACGUGCGCAUGCUGUAGCCCGCCGUCGCAUACCGCUCCCAGCCGUUCACAGCGUAGCUUUCCACUGCCACGGACGGAAUCUUGCCGCGCAGCAGCACGCUCUGCUUGUAUUCAGUGCUCUGCUGCUCAAACAGUUGUGUGCACGGGAAGCUGACGACUCUGGUCCGAAUACCGCGUCUGGCCAACUCCUCGGCCGCUUUCAGUGCCAAUUGCAGGUCGGAGCCCGUUGCCAGUAGCUGCAGCUGUGGCUCGGCCUCCGGCUUCACCACGUAGGCCCCCAGGGCAACCUUGUCACGUGCAGUAACGCCCAGCUGCGGCAGAGCCUGACGUGACAGUGAGAUGAGGCUCGGUCCGUGUUUGAAGUCCAUGGCGGCUUCCCAAGCACCGGCCGUCUCUUCAGAAUCUGCCGGCCGCAAAAAUAACGAGUUAGGCAGCGCACGGUAAAAGGCCGGCAGCGCGAUUGGCUGGUGAGUUGGUCCGUCCUCGCCCGUACCGAUCGAGUCGUGUGUGGCGACAUGGAUUGUCUGUAGCUCCUGUAGAGCGCCCAUCCGCACGGCGGGAGCAGCAUACAGGUAGAACAUCAGGAACGUGGACGUGACGGGAACAAACGUGCCUCUGUUGUAGGCGGCAAUUCCGUUGGCAAUUGCUGCCAUCGCGUGCUCACGGAUACCGUAGUGGAUGUAGCGGCCCGAAUAGUCGCCGCCCAAACCGCACUUGGUCUGCAGCUGGGGUUUUUGGAAGUCGCGCGCGCCAGGCCAACUCACGUGCACAGACGGCGUCAAAUCGGCCGUGCCGGCAAUAAUGGAGUCGAUGGCUUUGGCGAGCGGCGCAAAAACGAGACCGCUGCUCUUCCUGGUUGGUGUUGGGCCGGAAGGAAAUUCUGUUGGAAUGUGUUUUUUCCAGUCGGCAGGCAGCUUGCCCGCCACGCGGCGCGCAAACUCAGCUGCCAGCUCAGGAUACUGUUCU
Molecule: messenger RNA, 4179 nt
Organism: Ogataea polymorpha
Lineage: Eukaryota; Fungi; Ascomycota; Pichiomycetes; Pichiales; Pichiaceae
Exons: 1
Coding region: 1333-3060 (575 amino acids)
Biological process (GO): positive regulation of transcription by RNA polymerase II
Cellular component (GO): nucleus
Molecular function (GO): DNA-binding transcription factor activity, RNA polymerase II-specific; transcription cis-regulatory region binding; zinc ion binding
Source: RefSeq, a predicted model, not a curated record